Bactrocera oleae (olive fruit fly) is the source of this 10446-nucleotide messenger RNA. NCBI's taxonomy places the organism in Eukaryota, Metazoa, Arthropoda, Insecta, Diptera, Tephritidae. The record is from RefSeq and is a predicted model, not a curated record.
UAUACCCUUUUAUGCUAUUAGAAAUGCACCUGUGAAAGGUAUUAUAGCUUUGGUGCUGCCGUUCACUACUUUUUUUGUUUAUAAUUUUUUAUAUUUUCCAUUUGUGCCACCUUCUUCUCUCUUUAUUUUCGUGUUUUCUUCUAUUGUGUAGCAAAAGUUGCUGUUUUGUUAUUGUUAUGUCUAUAUUUUCUCUAUCUGUGCUGGUUUUGUUAUUUUUUUUUUUGAACCAUCCGCAACAACAAGUCGUAAUUAUCUGAAUUAUCUGUUUUUAAUUAUCAGUUACAUUUCUGCGGCGUGCCAAAUAAUAACGCCUUUAUCAGUCAGCUGUCUUGCCAGGUAGUUAUGUUUGUACAGUUAUCUAUAUACAUAUGUAUGUAUGUACGUGUCAUUGGGAGCAUUGCUCAUCUAAUAUUUUUCUAGUUCCACAGAUAACAGUUACCAUCCACUUGAUAGUUUCGGCUUAUCGUCGAAGUGUUGUUUACUUAAGUGACUUUCAUUGGCAGCUCCUGUGUGUGUGUGCGUGAAUGUGUGUGUAAUCAAAGCCUUUCCCCAAAGCGCUAAUCAAAAUCUACUCAUAUACAUAUGUACGAAUAAGUGAUUUAAUAAAAAAUGUACACUACAAAUAUUUUGCUAUCUGCCGAAUGCUCUAGUAAACGAAUGAAUCAAGAGCUUUUUGAAAAUUUCUCAUGCGACUGUCAUUAUGUUUCUCAAGCUGUUUUUCUAUUACUCUAGUUAUGCGCUCUCUAUGCGCUAGCUUUUUGCUAUGCUCUGCGUCGCUCGAAAGCACAAAAAAUUCUUGGUCAUCCCACAUUUCAGUUCCACAUUCGGCGCUACGCUCCGCAUUGCAUCGCCCGCUCCGCCCUAUUAAUGUCAUACAACAACAAUGAAAUAUAACGCAUGUUGUUCCUCUAGAUUUCCGUUAAUUUGUUGUUGCCUGGUAUGCCACUUAUCAAUGUUCUGCAAUAUCAGCCACAACAACAACAACAACAACAACAAUUACUGAAAGUUUGACAAAAUGCAAUAAGACCGUAUAUUGUACAACAACAAGUUGAGUGUAAGCAACAACAUUGCAGUGCAGUGGCGGCAUUGCCAGCAUCAGUCCACAGCUGAAAGCACUAGCUCUUGUUGUACAAAAGACCGGCAGUCGGGGAGGCCAUGGUAGGCAAUCGAAUCCACAGACAACAACAGCAAUAAUAUGCCCAUCACAUCGUGUGACUUAUUUUAUGUACUUUACUUUGGCUGCGUGCGUGUUUGUGUGUAUGUAGGCAUGUGUGUGUGCUGCUACAAUUUCCACGAGUCUACUGUGUACUCGGUCGCUGGCUCGGCUUCAGUCUCCUUGAGCUUGUGGAACUGUGAAAAUGUGUGACGCGUGAUUUUCCUCAAACGCGACUUACCGUGCCGUUGACUGAUAUUAUUAAAAGUGUCUUUUAUUUUUUAACAAUUCGUUUGUGUUUAAAUUAUUUCGCCAAUAUUUUGCUAUUUAUACUUACAUAAACUUUAUGUGCGUGCAACUUUGUGCUUCCUUAGUACAACUGUGAGAUCGAAGAAAUGACGAAAAAUUGUUAGACAAUAAUCAUUAGUCUGGAAUCCUUCGCAGUUGAAGCGCAAAUCGAAGGAAAUUGAAACUUCAGCAGCAGACCUUGUGAAUUUUAGUGCUGCAAAGAGCAAAGUACCUACAAACGUAAAAAAAAAUCUUUGAAAUUUUUAUGAAGCAAGUGUAGAAGUGUUUAAAAAAAAUAUGUGCUAUUAAAUGCACAUAAAUAAAAAAACGAAUAAAGAGAGCAAGGCAACGUCCGUAUGUAGAAAGAAACCUUUGACUUUGUGCCAAUGUAUUUUUAUAGUAAAUACAGUGAAACGUCGUUCUAAAUGUGUAAUUUCGUGCAUAAUUGUUACAUACUGUUCAGAAAAAUAUAAAUAUAUUUUUAUUUUUAUAUACAUUGUUAACGACUCGAACUACGAAGGAAAUACUAAGCACCUGAAUAAUUUAAUUAGACACAAAUAUUGGUUAGUGGUUAACCGCAGGUAUUUGCAAUCGGUUAUUAAAGCUGGAAAAUUAUAUUAGCAUUAUUUUAAAAAUUUUAAAAAACUUUUCGCUUUUACAGCGUGGCAGCUCAAGUUUUGAAGCCAGCUACAUGCUUAUUUAUAUAUAUACACACUCAUCUGUAUAUAUUGUCUACAAAAAUAAUCAAACAACCAAAAUAAACUGUAAAAUCCAAUGAGUGACGUGGUAACAGCGUAAAGUGUGAUCUGAAAGCAGCGUAAAAAUUUUAUUAAAAAUUCCAAAGUUAAUCGAAAGAAAAUUUUGAAAUAAAUCGACGUUGCGGUUAAGUUAAUUAUUGACGCAUAAACACUGCAGACUAACGUCAGAGCAGCAGCGCCAACAGCGUGUCAGCUAAAAAUAUAGACAGAAGUAGAUGCAACACGAAGGCGAGGGCUGUGGCAAGCCAACGCCAGCAAGUGAUUUUAACGCGCAACAACGCGUUGGUCGGCAAGUGAGCGAGCAGUGCCGAGAGCGAGCAUAAAAAAAUUAAAAAUAAAGACUAAAAACUAAAAAAGUAAAAAAAAAUAAUAAUUUUGUGUUCAAACCAAAGCAGAAGCGGUAGUAAUAAGAAAUCAAUACAACAACAAAAAUAUUAAGUGUUGAAAAACAUUUCCAUCACUAAACGUGAGCGCCUCCUUUGGCAUGCAACAUUGUUUGUUGCACCGCAACAUUUCGCUAUAAACACUAGAAUUUGAAAGAAAAAUUUCUCAACAUUUCACAACAACACGACAACGCCAAUGUUGUUGCUAAUGUGAAGCACACACACGCGCCUUACUCGAUCGAUGUUGUUAACGUUCUUCAGCUUCCUCAUGCGAUUCGUAGACAUUUCCAAAUUGCACAGCGACCGCUGCAAUUGCACGAACGGCACCGACGAUUGCCAGAACAAGGUGAAAUGCUGGCAACAAGCCGCCGCCGCAGCGGCCGCCGCUGCCGCCCACAAAGCCAACGUGGCCAAUUCGAAUAGCAGCAGCACGAGCAGUGGCUGCGACAGCAAUGCCUCCUCGGCAUCGGGUGGCAGCUCCACCAAAGAGAAUUACUACGCAUUGAAUAUGCCGCCAAAGCAGCGGCGUCAAAAACAGCGCCAGCAGCAACAGCAGCUGCAUCGCCAGGCGGCGCAACAUCAAACCAUAACACCGGAGCAGCUCGAUCAAAUACGUUAUUACCAACAAAUGCAACAACAACAAUUGCAAAUAUUGCAACAACAAUUGCUGCAGCGUCGUCUACUGCAGCAGCAUUUGCGCGAACAGGGCGUGGAUGUGGGUUUGCGCACACCUAACAUUAGUGUUGACAAAGGCAGCGGCGUCGCAGCUUCCCCUCCGCGUUUGAGCAGCACAAAUGCAACCGCUGCGCUCACCUGCAAUCAACAGUAUUUGAUACAGCAGCGUUUGCAGCAACAACAACCGCCGCCACCACAAUGGUUGCGCAACAAUCACAAUUAUAAUUUCAAUAAUCAGCACAACAACAAUAUGCUAAACAACAACAACGACAUAAUUAACAAUAAUGCUGAUUACGCUGUGCUCCUCAAUGACAUUGGCGUGGGACAACAAAAAGGACAAAAAUUCCGUCGUGGCAUGACAGAAUUCUCAACAAACAACGAUAUCAACAACAAAUCACAUCUAUCACAACCGCUUCAAAAUUCACCACGUCAUUACGCUUACUCUCAAACGAAACAGUAUCAUCAACAUCAACCAAAUUUUUCACAACAAUCACAACAAAAACAACAACCACAUCCUAAUUCCCCACAACAUUACGCCAAUAACAUAAAUUCACAUUUUACCUACGCUCUCAAGCAGACGCAUAAUAAUAAAAAUAAUCUGCAAACGCUUCCUUUAAAUUCUUCUGCAAAUACAUUUACAAAAACAUCACAUAUUAAUAGUAACAUCACAAAAACAAAUAAUCCAUCAUCACCCACAUCGACGGCACAAUCGCCAUUGCAUUAUAAGAAUCCAUUGAAUAGUCCGAAUAAUUCGCCAUUUGCUUUCGCCUACAACAACUACGGCGAAAACGAGCGUGAACGCGAACGCGAACCACAACAGCGACAACAGCAGCAGCCCCAGCAGCAGCAAAGGAGCAGCGUCACAGCUGCCACGGCACAGCAACAUCAAUUGCAACAACAUUUGCGUAGCAGCAAAACGUUGCCGCUUCUGACGCAGACGCAAUAUCAGCAGCAUUUGAAUGAUUUGCUGCUGCAACAACAACACUUGCAAAAGCAUCAGCAACAACUGCUCAGCGCCAAGGACGCCGACGACGAACUGAGCGAGGAGAGUCUCAAACAGAAUGUUGCAAUAGUAUUGAACAAUUUGGAUCGUUACAACAACGCGCUGCGCAGCAUCAUAUUGAAUGAGCAAGUGAGCGGGCAGAGCAGUGUGCUGAUCGACGACAGCUUGUUGGUGGAGAGUUUGGGUGCGAACAAUAAUUUUCUGUUGAAUUGUGGCAAUACAAUGGCUGCGCCAGCAACGCCGGAAUCGGAUUACAAUAGUAAUGCAACAACGCCUGGUUCGCGUCACAGCAUGCCGCUCGAUAGCAAUAUGCUGCAGCAGCAUCAGCAUUUGGUAGGUUUCGUCAACGCGGCGGCUGCGGCUGCGGCAACAGCUUGUGGUGGUGUUGGUGGUGGUGGUGGUGGUAGUAGUGUUAGUAAUAAUAUUAAUGGUGGUGGUGUCUACUUUGGCAACAAUGUUGCCGCCAACAAUUUAAAUUAUUCGAUUGCUUCUUCACACGAUUUCACUCAUGACAAUUCCGAUUAUCAGUGGCUACUAGAUUGCGACUAUCGGGAUGGCUGCGGCACUGGACUGCAGCGCAGCAUAUUCUCAUCGCUAUCGGGCUCCUACAGUGGCGACAUAAUCUUCUACAAUGACUUCUCUAAAAAACUCGACGCUAAUCUUGCCGAAGUUGAUAUGGAAAGCUUUCGUGCCGAAGACAUCUUACUGCAUAUGCCGUCGUAUUGCAAGAAUAUGAGUAACAGCAAUCGGUUACAACAAUCGUUUUUGUUGCAACAGAAUGCAUUGGCCGUAAAUGCGCAAGAACAUGGCGUUGGUGGCGUUGUUGGUGGUGGUAUUAACCAUUUAUCACAAACUUCGCUCACCUCUAAUAAUGAGCUUAUCGAUAAUUCCAUUUGUAAAUCGGAAUUGCUCUUCUCGCCGGUCAAAGAGUCGCACUUGUCCGCCGAUUCGCUUGAUAUGGACGCAUAUCCGGAAAAUGAGGACAUAAUCUUGACGUGUAAAGCGAAUAAGGACAAUUACACAAUCGCUUUUGAGGGCAGCGUACUGUACUCGGAUGAGAGUUUCUAUGCUGAGCCAUCAGAUGUCACCGCAAGAAAUACACAUAAUUUCAUUAAUUUGCAUAGCAAUCUCGAGGAUAUUGUCAAGCGCAAAGCUUUGGACGUUUCCAUGUCACGCUCGGAGCAGGCCGCCAGUGUGCGCAGCAAGCUACAAAAGAGCAACACAACACAAUUACAAAGAUAUCCGUCAGGCAACAACAACACCGCCACCAAUAACAUCUUUGUGCAACAAAUACAACACACAUCCAAUUGCACGGUGCGCAAAAGUCGCAGCGUACCAAAUCUGCGCGAGCACAAAGAUCCAACUGCAAUGGUUUGCAGCGGUAUUGCGGAUAUACAACAACAAACACAUCAUUCACAACAACAACAGCUGAAUGUGUCACAGGCGGUUAGCACCUCCAAUAUGGAGUGUUGCAAGACGUCGCGUAAUUUGCUUCCCAUGUGCCAGAUGCCAAUCUCUUCUAAUUCCAUAAUCGCCUCCAUUACGUCGGAGCGUCUAAAUGCGGCCGAGCAAUUGCAAACGCAUCAUCAUCAUCACCAGCAGCAGCAGCAGCAGGAGACACUGCAACAAUUGCAACAACAACAUCAGCAACAGCAAAAUGCCUCUCAGCAACGUCACAAACAUCGCUGCUCCUGCCAGUCAUCGAAUACCGUUACGGCUGCCGCAACCGGUGCCGCUCCAAAUAGUCACACUUGCCCCGCCGCGCUAAAACUUGCGCCCAUUUCGGGCUCCGCUUCGUCAGGUAGCUCGAAUCCACCCGCCUUCAAUCUAGUCAAACUAUUCAUCAAACAAAAGAGCAAUAAUUCCGCCACGGACGAACAACAGAUGAGCACACACACUUGCAUGGAUGUGUCGUCGGGUUGUUGGCCGUCAAGUGAUGCGGCUGGCUCGAGUAGCAGCUCAUCGUUAGAACAGCGUCUACGCAAGAAGAGCAUGAAUGAUUCGGGUAAGGGUUCGGCGCUCAGCCGACACGACGAGGAUGAGGAGCAACUGUGUGCGCAAGUGCGUGACACAUGCGAGUCUGCAUUUCAGGCCGAGCCACAUCAUGGCCAUGCCGGUCAUCCCACGCCCACGCGACGCCACUUGCGUAUACGUAACGAUGCCGUUUUCUACGAUGAAGACCCUAGCUCAAGCUCAAGUGGCUCUUUGACAGCCACCAAUUCGCCUGCGCAUCGACGUAGAAGUAUGCCGCCGCGCCAUCCUCAAUUGUGCCAACUGGUGACUCAACAUAAGGACGUCGGUACGGCAUGCAGCCUGCAGUCGUCAGAGAAUAGUCGCAGCAAUUCCGAACAACUUACACAGGUCUAUGUCUCGACUGGUACUUCAUCAACCACAUUGGAGCGUCAAAGAUCGCGUUGUGAAGGCGCACAACCCACAGUGUCGGCGGCUUCAAGUUCGGAGUUGAUUUCACGCUCAAUGCAAACUUCGUGUGGCUCUUUGAGUACGCGUAGCAGUAUGAGUGAUCGUUUUCGAUUCGUACCACCUUCCUUCUUGGCGAAGCUCAAUAAUUUGGGUGAAGAGCGACAGGCGCCAAUUUAUGUCAUCUAUCCCAAUUACGCGCUGCCCGAUUUGGGUUUCGUAAAGACCAAUUCAACGGCAGAUGUGAUCUUCUCGCCGUUCAAUUACAAAAUGGCUGUUGGCAGCAAUGACGAUUCGGCUUCGAUGGCGUCGCUAAAGAAACGCGUCAACUUAAAUAGCAAUGACGAUGAGAUACUCAAAGCCAUGGACUACAAGCAUGUAGUGGAUUGGCAGUCGCUAACUACUCUUUUGCCGGCGGACUAUCGUCGUCGCUUAAAACACAUUCCUGAGGUGAAUAGUUUGCUGCCAGAAUUGGACGCCGAACUAUCGCAGCGCCCGCUCUUCUGCAUGACUCCACCCAUACGCCGUAAUCGACCACAUAUAUGUGAUUGUGCGCAGUACUUCCAACAGCAACAUACGACACAGCUACAAACUGGCGAGGAAGGUUCCUCGAGCUCUGCCUCUAGUCAACAACCCAGUUCAGGUUAUCGCGGUUCGUCCACUCUGCUGGCCGACUCUGCUGAUCUCGAGAACGCGGACCCAUUGAAACAAAUGUACAUAUAUCAGUAUGAACAACAACGCAUGGACUCAGGUGUUGAAAUGAGUCCGGCGAUUGGCAAAACACCGCCACAACCCAUGCCACGCGGCAUCUUACGCAAAUCAUCUUCACAUUCGGCGAAUCGCAUGAAGCGCAAUUCUAUGAUUGAAGGUCAGCAAUCGAAACUGUCGAAGCAAGAGAAACGUCGCAGUCUACAAGAGCCACCGUAUCAUCAUGUAGUCGGUUCGUCCGAAGAGCUGGGUGAAGUAUUCGAAGAGGAGGCUGAACUAUAUGCAGUGCCGCAGCCGCGUCAAGAGCGUCUAUCACGCAAAGAUUUGGAUGCGCGUAUGCGUUUCCUCUCAUCGCUACCGCGUUCCGAGCUAAAGUGUUAUGCUGAAAUAGCGGCCAUAUUGGAGUCAUCAACCGAAUACCAGGUCGCCUACGAUCCAGCGGCAUUGAAGAAAGAAGUGAGUCGUGCGCUCAGUCAGCAAAAGAAGGUAUCCUUCAAUGACAUACACACACUCACAGAGAACGAGCAAGACGUUGAUCUGAUUGUGCAACAACAACAGCAACAAAUGCAACAACAACAACCGUCGCUUGCACCAGAAGCACGUCAACGCUUUACAACACCACCAAACUCACCGAACAUCUCGGUAGCCGGCAUGCGCAGCAGAGAGCCAGCAUCGCGUCGCUUCUCCCAAAUGGAGCAGCAUCAAACGGCCAAGCGUUUGGCCGCACUCGACGAGCAAGAGAAACGUAAGAUUGAGAGCAAUCGCUUCAAGCGUUUGCAAAUACAAUGGGAACUGAUGAGCAAAGACUCGACAAUGUUGAAGGAUUUGGCUAGCGCACAAGAGACGAAGAGCGGUGGCUCGACACCGACCGCCACGGCAGCAUCUGCGACGGCGGCGGCGGCGGCAGCAGCAGCGAAUGCAACGCACAAGUCGCGUAUACCGCGGCCAGUCAGCUAUCCAGCGGGAAAAGCUAGAAAUGCUAAUUGCAACACGAAAACUGUUUUGAAACCGUUAGAAAAGAUGAAAACCACUAAACUAAGUAUAUCUCCACAAAUUACUAGAAUAAGCACACAAGAAGCGGAUGGCAAGACAACACGUUCGCCCAGUCGCAUUGUGCCACCGAAGCGAUACAGCAUGACAGCCGGAAUUGGCGGAGCAACCGCAACGGUAGCAGCAGCGACAAGUGCUGGCGUUGGUGCUAGUGCUGCGCGUGCGCGUACGCCCACCAGCCGGGCGGUUGUGACAGCGCCGAAUACACCCAAGCGACGAGUGCAAUCGCCAAGAACAAUACCACGGGUGCGAUAAAGAUCGAAUCCAGCUACCUAUAAACCCACACACACACAUUGAAAGACAUGCCCUGCAAAGAAAAUUACAAAAAAAAAAAAAAAUGUAUGCUAUUUUUGAAUGCAUAGUUUUCGAACUGAUUUCUACUAGUUUAGGUUGAAAAGUAUAGAAACGCCUGCAAAUUUUUGGCAAAACGAGAAUAAGUGAGAAUCAUUCGUUGGAAUUUGAAUUCAACGUUAACGGUACAAUCAAGAAGUGCGAGCAAAUGUAAAUCUAAAAUUGUUGCUGGUAGAGACAACAGCAAGCUUUGGAAGCGAAAAGCAAAUAGUUAAGCGCAAUGCAAUGCAAAAACGAAAUGCAACCGUGAGAGUAUCGCAUAUGUAUAAGUAACGGCGUAUAAUGCGUGCGUGUGCAUAUGUAUGUGCCUAAAGUGAUAUUACGUGAAGGAGAAUAAGUGUAUUUGGAUGGCAGGCGUCGCGAUGAAAUGCCUCUAGUAUUUCCUUAGUUGCUAAUCAACUAUACAUAAAUACAUACAUACAUACAUUUAAAUAAGCAAAUAAAUCAAUAUUUAAUUUUUCGUUUCUAAUUUAAACUCAAUGAGAGAAAGCUCUAAUUUAACUAUGUAAAAUGUAAUGCAAUAAACGUACUCAACAUACAAACGUACAUAUAUAUAUAUAAAUAAAUAUAAAUAAAUAUGAUGAUAUGAAAUCGAAAAAGAAAAAUAAAAUGUGUAUGAAAAUGACAUAUGCGUAGUAUGUGCAACAACUAUUUAUACUGACACACAUACAUACAUGCAUACAUACGUACAAGUCGUCUCAUUACUGUUUGAAAACGCAUAUUUCCGAAAUGCAUCCGUAUGCUCUGAACGCUUGGGAACUUCAAAGACGUGCCACGCUCACCGCUCGAUUGCGCAGCCUAAGGAAACAUAAUUAACGUAUUACAAAAAAUUAGCUCAAAUUCAGAAAAGUAUUGCUAUAGGCGCCGCUAUGUGUGCAGCAAAAGUAUGAAUAACAAAAAGCAUAAAGCAAAUUGCAAAAAAAAAAAUAAUAAUAAUCAUGCAGCAAACACAUACUCCUAUUGUAUGAUAAAUCAGCUAUCUCAUUAACAAGUAAACGGCGUUGUAAUCAUUAAAUAAUUACAUUCAAUAUAAUUGAGGCAUGUAUAAUUCAAAAGAAAAUGCAAAAAAACAACAAAUAAACAAAUGAGACAUGUGUACAUGCACAAGCCACAUACACACACAUAUAUGCAUAUAGCUAUGCUCGUAAUUAAAAACUAUUAUCGUUUUUUACGGUAUGUUGUAAAGGAAUGUAAAGAUUCGUAAUGCAAUACGUGUGUAUGUAAUUUUUUCAUAUAAUUAACUUUCGAUUGCUGCUAAUGAAAUGCCUUGAAUAUCGUAUUUUGCGCUUUUUUACUUUGAAAUUUACUUUAAACACGUAAGCGGUAUCAAACAUAGAGAAAAAAAAAUGUAAAAAAAAAACUAAAACAAAAAACUAUCGGAACUGAGGAAGAAUUAUUAUGUUAUAUAAGCGAGAAAAGUGGUAAAGUGUGCACAGCCCCUAAUUUCGAUUUUGAUUUCGCCAAAUUUUUGUGAUUUUUUUUUGCGUUACAAGCGACUCGUUGAACGACAGAAAACCCAAAGCAGAUAAGCUUUAUCGGAAAGAAUACUUCUGCAGUGUGACUUGUGCACCGAAUUUAACGAAUGUAUGCAUUUGAUGGCUUCCGUUUGGUCCUUGGACCGCCCAAUUAACAGCUGCGUCUGCAGCUUCAGCUUGAAAA